Molecule: messenger RNA, 1569 nt
Organism: Penicillium daleae
Lineage: Eukaryota; Fungi; Ascomycota; Eurotiomycetes; Eurotiales; Aspergillaceae
Exons: 3
Coding region: 1-1569 (522 amino acids)
Biological process (GO): mitochondrial calcium ion homeostasis; calcium import into the mitochondrion
Cellular component (GO): uniplex complex; mitochondrial inner membrane
Molecular function (GO): calcium channel activity; uniporter activity
Source: RefSeq, a predicted model, not a curated record
AUGCGGCCAGCAGCACGAAGCUGUGUGCCCUUUGUUCCAUCGACGCGAAGCCAGCUGUGGUUGCGCAGUCUUGGAACACAAUCGCUAGCCGCAAGACCAAGGCCAAUCGCUCUGAAAGCUUGCUUACAAUGGCGGCCAGAACAAUCAAUACCCUUUUCAUCCACGAGAAGGUCCUAUGCAUUUGAGAUUUCUCAACCUUCACUGUUUAGGGGUACCCAAGCUCUGGCUGGACAAAGCCAGGCGCGAUAUUUCAGAAAGGCCAACUACAUCGAAAGGAUUGGUGACAAUGAAAAGACCGAGGAGAUACUGGAAACACUCGAAGUGAAGGAUGACGAACCAAAUAAUCGGCCUCAACGACAAGUACUGGAUGUAGAUGGCAAGAAGCAUCCUCCACCAAAAUCGCAGAUGGAGAAGUGGUCGGAACACCUGACUCAGGGGAAAAUGCUUACGACACCAUCGCGGCUGUUCAAACUAAUAAUUCCUCUGACAACGGCGGACAAGGGUCAUGAUAAGGGGAUUGAACCAAUUGCCAUCCUAGUCCAUCCGCAGCAACCUCUGUCAUACCUGGAACGAUUAAUCCAGUCGGAAGUGCCAGCUAUUGAUGGAGAAACCGUUAAACGCCCACCGGCUGUAUCAUUCAUCGCACUCCAACACGAAGACAAUGCGAUAAAGCCUAGAAAGAGGAUCGAAGAUGAUCUCAACGUUGAAGCAACCUCUCGUGACACUAAUACCAAACACAGGGCCGGCGAUAAGGGUCCGCAAUCCGGCAGUGGUGCGCCCAUUGAGCGACGGCGACGAUCUCAGGAGGAGGAUGUCGAGACAUACAGCUACCCCCGCAAGACAGAUUCGAGUCUUGACCCUCUGAAUGGAGAACCAGAGCGAUUUGUUCGGUGGUCUCAAUCAACUGAAGUCGGAGAUUUCAUUCGUGAUGCGGCUCGUGCUGGGGAGUUCAUUGUCACAAUCGAGGGCGCACCAGCAGGAUUGGGGCAGAUCAGAGUCACAGUGCCAUCAUUUAAUGAGCGCACCUAUUUCUUGCGCUUGAGAUUGCGGAAGCUAUCUCGGCGGAUUCAGGGUAUUGCAGAGAUCAAACAUGAAUGUGACAACUUGGCGCAUCGUGGCGCACAACGUGUCGCUAUUGGUGGCUUUGGAAUUCUUGCCACAUGGUGGUUUACAGUUUACAAGCUGACCUUCGGAACCGAUUUGGGUUGGGACACCAUGGAGCCAGUCACGUACCUAGUCAGUUUGUCUACGCUGAUGGGCGGUUACCUGUGGUUCCUGUACCAUAACCGAGAGAUCUCGUACAAGUCUGCGCUAGACUUCACUGUCAGUACCCGCCAGCGAAAGCUAUACCAACAACACAACAUCGACCUUCAACUCUGGGAGUCUCUGAUAGACGAGGGCAAAACCCUCCGUCGGGAAAUAAAAAGCAUCGCUGCAGAAUACGACGCUGAAUGGGACGAGCGUGCUGAUGAGCAGGAUGAGAGAGUCACCCAGGCGCUGAGGUCGAACCCGAAAAAGGACGACCGAAAGAAAAGCAGCAGUGAUAAAGAUGGAGAGGACGACGAUUGA